This is a messenger RNA of Ruditapes philippinarum (Manila clam), 1024 nucleotides long. RefSeq lists its product as uncharacterized. The transcript is spliced from 2 exons. The record is from RefSeq and is a predicted model, not a curated record. NCBI's taxonomy places the organism in Eukaryota, Metazoa, Mollusca, Bivalvia, Venerida, Veneridae. The coding region runs from base 464 to 832 and encodes 122 amino acids.
UAUGAGAAGAUUUACGCAAGUCGAAAGAAUUAAGGUGCAAAGUCAUGAUAUCUUUAGUGUUUUCGCAAAAAAUAAUUCGAAUAAACGAGAAGAUUUGAGUUAAUUUGCCAAAUGUUUUCUUGCAAAAACAGAAACAUUACACAUAACGAUUAAUAUUUUGACGAAAAAUUAAUAAAAGGUGUUUUUCGAAAAAAAUAUAGAGGCAAUACAUGAUGCAUUUCACUUUCUCGAAAAAGAUUAUGACGCAAUACCUAAUUCAUUUCACCUUCUCGCAUUAACUUUUGAUGCAUUACCAUAAUAAAUUUCAUUUGAUGAAAAAAAGUUUGCGCAAUGCCUAAAGUGUAUUCCGGUUUUCGUUAUAAAUUUUGUCGAGAUCGUCUUCCGUUUUGCAUACGAUGGCUUAUUAUUUCGUUAAAUAAGUUUUAAUAAAAUUGUGAUAGCACGCAGCGUAUUUGUCGAAGUCAUGGAGAAAGUUUUAACAGUAUUGAUACUUCUUGUGGCAAUUCAUAUCAAGUUGUCUUAUGGUAUGCUACCAGAUGAGCAGAGCCUACACAAUACUGUCCAAAAAUACUUCAAUCUUGGUUAUACGCAUUCGGAAAUGGUUGGAAUGUUUGUUCACCAUAUUGUAGUUUCCAAAACUAAAACAGAAAGAAUUCUUCGACGUUUAAACUUACGAAGACGUGAAGAAAGCAACCCAGAGGAUAUUACUCGGGGAAUAGUACAGCUACAUCGAGAGGGGUAUUCCGAACUAGGUUACAGAGCAGCAUGGAGAAUGCAUUUUUUUGAGAUAUGGAAUCAGAGCACAUCAAAAUACAGUGAGGAUUUGUCUUAAGGCGUUAGACCCUUGUGGAGAAGUAGUCAACAGGAAAGCAAGACGAUUAAGACGUAGAAAAUAUUUCAAUCGAGGCCCAAACUUCGUAAUUCAUUUCGACGGAUAUGACAAUCUAAAACCAUUUGGAAUAUCAAUUCACGGAGCUAUAGAUGGAUUUUCCCGAAAAAUUAAAUUCUAUGGUUGAAAGCUGCA